Poecile atricapillus (Black-capped chickadee) is the source of this 9547-nucleotide messenger RNA. Its product is annotated as trinucleotide repeat-containing gene 6B protein. Gene Ontology annotation, biological process: positive regulation of nuclear-transcribed mRNA poly(A) tail shortening; miRNA-mediated post-transcriptional gene silencing. Gene Ontology annotation, molecular function: nucleic acid binding. Gene Ontology annotation, cellular component: P-body; nucleoplasm. The transcript is spliced from 22 exons. The record is from RefSeq and is a predicted model, not a curated record. NCBI's taxonomy places the organism in Eukaryota, Metazoa, Chordata, Aves, Passeriformes, Paridae. Bases 1245 to 6551 code for a protein of 1768 amino acids.
AUUUUACGGGUUCGAUCCUGAGGGUGCUCCCGAGAGCUUCCCGAGCGAGCUGUCAUUUCCCUCGCCAGGCAUGGUUCCAUUACACAGUCAGCUCCAGCAUUUCCUACCUGUGUAGGGCUGACUCAGGAGCAAGUCUCCUCACGGCAGGAUCAUACCCGCGUCACCACAUCCUUUUGCUGAACUGCAGUCUUUACUGUUUCUGCACAUUCAGGGUAACAUCUGGAAACAUCCUGCAGAUUUUUUUUUUAAUGUUACAAGAUGCUAGGAUUCUCUGUUUACACCGCUGUUAGAGCGGUUAUCUAUGGAAAUUUUUGGGAGGAGGCUGUGGAGCGUCUGCCAAAUGGCUGAGUUGCAGCCUGAGACUUAAAGCAGGCAAGGCAGCAGGAGAGACCGAGUUUGCUCUGCUGUCCUGCGGGUGUUCCUGGACCUUGAUCUCGGGUUUAUGCGUGCGUGUGGUGUGGGCAGUCUGGUUACACGCUUAACUUUGGUCUGAGCAUGAACCUCUUGUCCUUGAGUCAGGAGGGCGUUGUGCUUAAAAUGGGGGUUCCUCUGCAAGCGAGCGCCAGGGUCGGUGUUCCGGGUGCACCGCAGCACAGCGCGUGUGGUUGGAGGGACUUAGCAUUCACCAUUCGCCGCUUGUCGGCUCUGCAGCCCUAAUGUGGAAUUAGCAUAAUUGGCUGCUGGCUUUUUAGCCGGUUUUAAAGAGAGGAGCUCCAUCUGGGCCGCCCUCCGUACUCUCGGGGCUCCUCCAGGGUACCCUCCCUGUGCCUCGCGUCUGCCCGACGAGGACGGGGGAAGCAGGAUCCCGGCGGGGCGCGGGGCUCGGCGGGAGAGGCCGUCCCGGUGCGGGCAGGGCGAUGUCCCUUUAAGGCGGGCGGCGGGGCGGGCCCGGGCGGUGAGUGACAGCGCGCGCGAGGUCACGUGAGCCGCCCGUAUUUGAAGGUCACAAAAAAGCAGCUUCCUUUAGAGAGAGCAAGAGGGAGCGAGAGGGAGGGAGCGAGAGGAGAGAGCGAGGGAGCGCAGCCAAAAUGGCCGACGGAGCGUCUGCUGGGUUCUGAACGCUUGAAAUAAAGAAAAAUUGAAAAAAGAGAGAGCAAAAAAAAAAAAUUCAACAAAAAAGGAAAAAAAAAAACCUAAACGAAAAAGCAAAAACACAAAACCAUUUCUGGAUUUUCUUUUUUUUUUUCAUUUCCAUUUCUACCUUGUAUGCCUCAACUCGCUGGAUUUAAGCACUGCUGCACUUUAUGAGAGAGAAGGAGCAAGAAAGGGAAGAACAGUUAAUGGAAGACAAGAAAAGGAAGAAAGAGGAUAAGAAAAAGAAGGACUCUGCUCAGAAGGUCACAGAUCAAAAAACCAAAGUGCCCGAAGUGACGAAACCAAGUUUAAGCCAACCAGUGGCUGCCAGCCCAAUUGGCAACUCUCCAUCGCCACCAGUCAAUGGUGGCAACAAUGCCAAAAGGGUGGCAGUGCCGAACGGACAACCGCCAAGCGCCGCCCGCUACAUGCCUCGGGAGGUGCCGCCGCGAUUCCGUUGCCAGCAGGACCACAAAGUGUUACUGAAACGUGGGCAGCCCCCUCCGCCAUCCUGCAUGCUCCUUGGGGGUGGAGCAGGGCCUCCCUCCCCAGCAGCACCAGGAGCAAACCCAAACAACGCACAACCAGUGACAGGAGCACUGCUGCAGAGCGACAGUGGGACUGCAACAGAUUCAGCAAUUGGAGGUGCUGCUGCUUCAAAUUAUGCAAAUUCUACUUGGGGUCCUGGAGCCUCCUCCAACAGCGGCACCAACGCCAACCCAACUCACAUCUGGGACAAGGUGAUUGUAGACGGGUCUGACAUGGAAGAGUGGCCUUGUAUUGCCAGCAAAGAUGCUGAGUCUUCUUCCGAAAACACCACCGAUAACAACAGUGCCUCGAACCCUGGCUUGGAGAAGAACGCUCUGCCAGGAAGCACCACUAGUAACAAAGGAAAAGGAAGCCAGUGCCAGUCUGGAAGCGCUGGAAACGAAUGUAAUCUUGGGGCCUGGAAAUCUGAUCCCAAGGCUAAAUCUGUUCAAUCUUCCAACCCUGCUGCCGAGAGUAACAAUGGACUAGGUAAUUGGAGGAACUUGAGUGGACAAGACAGAAUCAGUCCCGGUUCUGGCUUCAGCAACUUUAACCCAAAUAGCAACCCGUCUGCUUGGCCAGCACUGGUUCAAGAGGGCAAUUCUAGGAAAGGAACUCUGGAAUCUGAUAGUGGUAGCUCCAAUGCACAGAUUAGCACAGUAGGUCAGACCUCUAGGGAACAGCAGUCAAAGAUGGAAAAUGCGGGUGUUAACUUUGUCUCUGGCAGAGAACAGGCUCAAAUUCAUAACACUGAUGGACCAAAAAAUGGAAACACUAACUCCUUGAACUUAAGUUCACCAAACCCUAUGGAGAAUAAGGGAAUGCCCUUUGAAAUGGGCUUGGGGAACCCUUCCAGGAGCACUGACACCCCUUCUCAAAGCACUGGAGAAAGAAAGACAGGGAGUGUUGGAUCUUGGGGUACAGCUAGGGGGUCUUCUGGAACUGACACAGUCUCUGGGCAGAGCAAUUCUGGAAACCAUGGGAACAAUGGAAAGGAGAGAGAGGACUCCUGGAAAGGAGCUAAUGUUCAAAAGCCUAAUGGGUCAAGAAGCGAUUCUUGGGAUAACAAUAACCGGUCUACGGGUGGUGGGUCUUGGAACUUUGGCCCUCAGCAUACAAAUGAAAGCAAAUGGGGUGAAGGGAACAAAUUAACAUCUGGGGCCUCUCAGGGAGAAUGGAAACAGCUGUCUGGGUCUGAUGAACUGAAGAUUGGAGAGUGGAGUGGUCCAAACCAACCAAAUUCUAGCACUGGAGCAUGGGACAAUCAAAAAGGCCACCCUCUUCCUGAAAACCAAGGUAAUUCCCAGGCUCCCUGUUGGGGAAGAUCUUCCAGCUCUGCGGGAAGUGAGGUUGGAGGUCAAAGCACUGGAAGCAACCACAAAGCAGGAAGUAGUGACAGUCACAAUUCUGGACGCCGAUCAUACAGGCCUACGCAUCCUGAUUGCCAGGCAGUCCUGCAGACUUUGCUGAGCAGGACUGACUUGGACCCCCGAGUGCUUUCAAACACCGGCUGGGGCCAGACUCAAAUUAAGCAAGACACCGUGUGGGAUAUUGAAGAAAUGCCACGGCCCGAGGGGAAGUCUGAUAAAGGAACUGAGGGGUGGGAGAGCUCUGCCACACAGACAAAGAACUCAGGGGGCUGGGGCGAUGUACCCAGCCAAAGCAAUCAAAACAAGUCUGGAUGGGGUGAGCUCUCAACCCCAACGGAGUGGAAGGACCCCAAAAAUACUGGAGGAUGGAAUGACUAUAAGAACUCCAAUUCUUCUAAUUGGGGAGGAGGAAGGCAAGAAGAAAAAUCAUCUUCCUCUUGGAAUGACAGCUCUAGUAAGGAUCAGGGGUGGGGUGGACGGCAGACUAAUCAAGGAUGGUCUUCUGGAAAGAACGGUUGGGGAGAGGAAGUUGACCAAACAAAAAACAGUAACUGGGAAAGUGCAGGAAACAAGCCAGUGUCUGGUUGGGGUGAAGGUGGGCAAAAUGAGAUUGGAACUUGGGGUAAUGGUGCAAAUACAAGCUCUGCUUCAAAGGGUGGAUGGGAUGAUUGUAAAAGAACUUCAACAUGGAACGAGACGGGUCGACAGCCCAACUCCUGGAACAAGCAGCAGCAACAGCACCAGCAGCAACAGCAGGAGUCUUCUGGUUCCUGGGGUCCACCGCCCCAAACUCCAAGUAAUGGGCGGACUCCAAACCCAAACUGGAACAGCGGACCACAGCCAGCUGCCCCCAAAGAGGAGGAGCCUAGUGGCUGGGAAGAACCUUCUCCACAGUCAAUCAGUCGAAAAAUGGAUAUUGAUGAUGGCACUUCGGCGUGGGGAGAUCCUAGCAGUUAUAACUACAAGAAUGUGAAUCUGUGGGACAAGAACUCACAAGGAGGACAGGCCCCACGGGAGCAGAGCCUCCCUACUCCAAUGACUAGCAAAUCACAAGCAUCAGUCUGGAGCAAAAGCACUCCACCUGCUCCAGAUAAUGGUACGUCUGCCUGGGGUGAGCCAAACGAAACCAGUCCCGGGUGGGGUGAAGUAGAUGAUACAGGAGCAUCAACUACAGGCUGGGGGAAUGCACCUUCCAACGCCCCGAAUGCCAUGAAAUCUAGUUCUAAAUCUAUGCAAGAUGGCUGGGGAGAGAGUGACGGGCCAGUGACAGGAACACGUCAUUCCAGCUGGGAAGAGGAGGAGGAGGGAGGAGUCUGGAACACAGCAGGCUCUCAGGGAAGCAGUUCCUCCCACAACUCAACAAGCUGGGGGCAAGGAGGAAAGAAAACACAAAUGAAGUGUGCAUUAAAAGGAGGAAACAGUGAUUCGUGGAUGAACCCAUUAUCCAAACAGUUUUCAAAUAUGGGCUUGCUAAGUCAAACUGACGACAUUCCAGGCAGUAAGAUGGACUUGUCUGUAGGUGGUCUCCCAGAUAAGAAGUUUGAGGUAGAUAAACGAGCCAUGAAUCUCGGGGAUUUUAAUGACAUGAUGAGAAAGGAUCGAUCUGGGUUCCGUCCACCUAAUUCCAAAGACAUGGGAACCACAGAUAGUGGGCCUUAUUUUGAGAAGGGUGGCAAUCAUGGUUUGUUUGGAAACAGCACAGCACAAUCGAGGGGCAUGCACACACCAGUGCAGCCACUAAAUCCUUCCCCCAAUAUCCGGGCGCAAGUGCCUCCCCAAUUCCUUUCUCCCCAGGUUUCGGCCUCCAUGCUCAAACAGUUUCCCAACAGUGGCUUGAAUCCUGGUCUUUUCAAUAUGGGCCCCCAGCUUUCUCCACAACAGAUUGCCAUGCUGAGCCAACUUCCACAGAUUCCCCAGUUUCAAUUAGCUUGUCAGCUCCUCCUUCAGCAGCAGCAGCAGCAACAGCUGUUACAGAGCCAGAGAAAGUUAUCUCAAGCUGUGCGACAACAGCAGGAGCAACAGAUUGCUCGUAUGGUGAGUGCCCUCCAGCAGCAGCAGCAGAGGCAGCCUGGCAUGAAGCAUUCGCCAUCCCACCCUGUUGGGCCUAAGCCACAUUUAGACAGCAUGGUACCCAAUCCUUUGAAUGUGGGUCUCUCAGAUUUACAGACCAAAGGGCAGAUACCUGGAUACGGUUCAGGUGGCUUUGGCUCAAGUGGCAUGGAUUAUGGCAUGGUGGGAGGGAAAGAGGCUGGAACAGAAUCCCGCUUUAAGCAGUGGACUAUGAUGGAAGGGCUGCCCUCUGUGGCUUCACAAGAUGCCAAUAUGCACAAAAAUGGUGCAAUAGUGCCCCCUGGAAAGGCUCGCGGAGGAUCGCCCUACAACCAGUUUGACAUAAUCCAGGGCGACCCACUCAGCAGCCACGCAGGCCCUGCUGGUGAUAGUUGGUUACCUGCCAAAUCUCCACCAACAAACAAGAUCGGAAGUAAAUCCAGCAAUGCCAGCUGGCCUCCAGAGUUCCAACCAGGAGUGCCAUGGAAAGGUAUACAAAACAUUGACCCUGAAUCUGACCCCUAUGUGACCCCUGGAAGUGUGCUGGGGGGGACAGCCACAUCUCCCAUUGUAGAUACUGACCACCAACUUCUGCGGGACAACACCACAGGGUCUAAUUCUUCCCUCAACACCUCGCUGCCUUCACCUGGUGCCUGGCCCUACAGUGCCUCUGACAAUUCCUUCACCAACGUUCAUAGCACUUCAGCAAAAUUCAGUGAUUACAAAUCAACAUGGUCCCCAGAUCCCAUAGGACACAAUCCCACUCAUCUCUCCAACAAGAUGUGGAAAAACCAUAUUUCCUCAAGGAACACUACAGGGCUGCCCCGCCCACCUCCUGGCCUGACCAACCCCAAACCAUCAUCUCCAUGGAACAGCACAGCACCCCGAUCGGUCAGGGGCUGGGGGGCACAGGACUCAAGGCUUGGCUCUGCAUCUACUUGGAGUGAUGGUGGCUCAGUUCGUCCUAGCUACUGGCUGGUUCUUCACAAUCUCACUCCACAGAUUGACGGGUCAACCUUGAGGACGAUCUGCAUGCAGCAUGGCCCACUGCUGACAUUCCAUCUGAACCUGACCCAGGGCACCGCCCUCAUCCGAUAUAACACCAAACAGGAGGCGGCCAAGGCCCAGACUGCACUGCACAUGUGUGUGUUGGGAAACACUACCAUCCUGGCUGAGUUUGCCACAGAUGAAGAGGUUAGUCGCUUUUUGGCACAAGCUCAGCCCCCUACACCUACAGCAACCCCGAGUGCACCCGCAGCAGGCUGGCAAUCCCUGGAGACAGGACAGAACCAGACAGAUCCAGUUGGACCUGCUUUGAAUCUCUUUGGUGGGUCAACAGGGCUUGGGCAGUGGAGCAGUGGUGGCGGCGGCAGCAGUGGGGGUGAUCUCACUGGCGCUUCAUUGUGGGGGCCCCCAAACUAUUCUUCAAGCUUGUGGGGGGUCCCAAGCGUAGAGGAUCCACACAGAAUGGGCAGCCCUGCUCCCUUACUACCUGGAGACCUUCUGGGAGGAGGGUCGGAUUCAAUCUGAACUUAGAACUUUCAACUCUGACCUCGUGACCUUUUUUGGAACAGCAGCAGCACUAACUUGACCUUUUUCGUUUUUUUCAACUUGCAAUAAAUACAUUUAUAAAAGGAAAAAAGAAAACGGAGAAAGAAAAAAAAGGUGGGUCAUUGACAGACUGUCUGAGCACAUAGUUGCCUCCCUUAUAUAACUUCAGUUUUUUCGUUUGGAAUAUGAAUCCAAAAAGAGAACAUAUCACUCUUGAAAUACUUGAAUCGUGAACGCCAACUUAGAAAGACAAUGUGAAGCAAGUACACAUACCAUUUAAAUUUAAGCAGAAAAAAUUAAAAAAAUUAGUUUCUAGUUUUUCACUUUUUCAUGUUAUACGGAAGUUGUUGCUAAGAAACAUAUAUACUGAAAAAAUAGCUUUUUAACUUUGUUUGCACUGGGUGUGUUUCCGUCCUUAGGUCUACCAUGUUGGGCUGGGGUUGGGGAGGGGUUCAAAAGAAUAAGGGGAGGGAGGGGAAGACUUGACGGAGCCUCACUUUAAAAACAAAACAAAACAAAAAACCUAGAAAAAAAAUUAAAAAAUUAAAAACCCACAAAAAAAAACAAAACAGAAAAAACAAACAAAACAAAAAAACCAACACUUUGUGAUUGGCUGGUUGAUAAGUACCAGUGUGUUCUGGCACAUGUAACUGCCCACGUGUGCUUGUUUCUGUGUGAGUGCGUGUGCACAUGUUUGUGUGUGUGCAUUUUUUUCUCUAUAUAUAUAAUCUUGAAACGCUGCAUUGCUGAUGGUCUACGGGCUGGCUGGCCAUCUGCAUGUCUUGAUUCUGAAAGCAAGACAGGCAUGGUGGAGUCCCUGUGGCUGAAGCAGAAUCCAGUUGGGCUGGAUUAAAAUCUCUCAGUAGGUUUUUUUAAAUUCAUUUUAGCAGGGUGCUAUCUCAAAUCUGCAGAUCAUAGAGUGGAUAGUUGCUUCCUAGCCCUUGUUCUAACCCUGUGGUAGAGCAGAACACUGCCAUAUCCAAAGGAUUAUGGGAGAGGGGAGACAAUGUUGUCUUUUGAGUAACAGUCUCUUUAUUUAUGUCUGCUUGUGGGGUUUUUGUACUGAAUGAACCCUAGAGUGUUUGUUAUAUAAUGCAAGCCAUUCAUUUCUUCCAACAGGGGAAAAGAGGAUUAAAGAAGACAUUGCCAUUUUUUGUGCAGCUAGACAAAUGUUCUUUUCCAGUCUCUUGCAAGCUUCGAUACCUUUAAAAAUAAGUUUCUUUUCCCCCCCAAACCUAAAUAAGCACCUGUGCUCAUUCUAGAGGAAUCCAUCCAAAGCCUGAAAAUCCAGCCCAACUAAAUUAGCCUUUUAGUUGAUUUACUGCUUCUAUUAAAACUGACAAAAAACUAAAUGGUGUCAGCAAAGUGCUGGCCAGCCUGCCUCAUCUCCUGAAAGCACAUGCAGCUAACUCCUUCCUGCGUCCUUCAUGGUGAGCGUUACCUGUGCCAGGCCUUGGUGCCAUUACAGCGCCAGACCAUCACUGACAGAAACGUUUACUUACGAAUGUUCUUAAACCAGUGUGUACUUCAAAGGUUUCCUUUUGUUUCUCUGUGUUGUGUUUUUUCCUGUGUACGUGGUUUUGCUUAGGGAGGUAUAUAACUAGCAAAGACUUUUUUUUUUUAAAGAAGUAUUGCACCUUUUUGUUUUUACUUUUUUCCUGUACUGUUGCUUUUUAAUUUCUGUAUUUAAGGAAAGGUUUGGGUUUUUUUAGCAUCAGUGUAGUAGUACUCUGGGCAGGAUAGGGGUGACCUAUAAUCCACAGUGAUAGCCAGUGUGUGCGUGCAUGUGUACGCUGGGAACAAAACUUCUAAGACCUGUUGAAAAGAGUUGUAGCAGACUUGAAGGAACAUCCCUUGACACAAAGCAGGAAGUCUUUUGUGGAGGUGGGGCCGGGGGAAGAGGGAAGAGAGAAGCCGGUACUUUUUCCGUAAGUGCUAGGACUUCCGUGCGGCAUUGUCCGGCUGUUACACGGUCUAAUGAAGUGCCGACCUUCUGUACCAGCACAUACCUGUCCAUUCCAGCCCUCAGAGGGAGCAGUGCUUUAUCACCUGGCGGAGGGGGACAGAUAGGGGAGUCUGUUUCUUCAGCGCUUUCAUUGAAGGAUAUGACCAUGUGUAAUGCAUUUAACUCAUGGGUUUGGUGGGCAGAAGCAAAAACAGAUGCAAGUCAUGGAGGGGGGAAGUUGGUGCAAGUGUGUAUGUGUGUGUGUGUGUGUGUAUGCCUGUGUGCUGGGGGUGGGAGGGAAGGGCUAGGGAAUUACAUGGCUGUUUUAUUUAAUUCGCCCUUUUUAUGUAAACCCAGUGUCACAAGGAAGACUGACUGAGGGAAAUGCUGCAUAUACACAUGCCUGUAGAUUUGUAUGCAAAGCAUUACGUGGUAAAAAAGUAUGAGUAGGUUUGUAUUUGUUUAGUAAACUGGAGUGUGCAGCAUACUCUGGCCCCCUUGGAAAAUACUUUCCUAUCAUGUCUCCUCCAUCUAUCCCACCAUGCACAAAGAAACAAAAUGCUCUCUUUCAGCUCCUGCUAGCUGGCUAGUGCCCCUCGUGUGCAGGCAUCUGUACAGCUUUGUUUCUGCUCAAAGACCAAGUGCACUCGGACAUGCAGAGCAGGUUCUUAAAAGUCCUGUGCCAGCAGUACUUCCUAGUGAAGCACCUUUGGCCUGAGCAAGCCAGUAUCUGUUCUGUCACAUGAUUUGCUAUACAUGCUGGUUCAUUGCUGUGUUCCACCCUCACUUCUCUCUCCCAACCUGCCCUAAGGUCCCUUUACCUGCACUUUGGGCUAGAUGAGUUCAUUGCGAUACUACGGUGAAAGCCGGGUGCUAGAGCCCCUCUUGUUUACAAGACAUAAUGAGGGAUUUGAAAUAUUUAAAAAGAAAAGCUAAAUUGUUCUUCCAUUGUAAGCUUAAAGGGAAAAAAUUAAAACAUUAAAAAAAAAAAAAAAAAAAAAAAAAAGACCAAAAAGUGCAUAUAUAUAUU